Molecule: messenger RNA, 555 nt
Organism: Suillus discolor
Lineage: Eukaryota; Fungi; Basidiomycota; Agaricomycetes; Boletales; Suillaceae
Exons: 7
Coding region: 1-555 (184 amino acids)
Source: RefSeq, a predicted model, not a curated record
AUGAGAUAUUCAGCCGUUUCUUGUAUUCGUUCGUCAACACAACCUUUUGACAUCGGCACCCAGCGUAUUCGAGCUGAAUCACUGUUUCUUCAGAUGGACUUCCUUGUGCAUGACCUGGGUAUACACCAUCGUAACUUGAAUGCCUAUGACACUGCAGAUGGAAAGUUUGACCAUGUCGGAAGAUAUGUCGUCCAACAGCAGGCUUUCUGGUACACGGUCAGAGCGUCCAUCUUUGCGGUUCUGCCUGCAGGACAGGAAAUCUCAGUUGAUUUAAUACGACCCUUCCAAUAUCUAGGCUGUGAGCCCCUCCGAGUUGGUCUGCUCCAACGUGGAUUUGAAAUUGUGAGCUCGUCGCUCAUCAGGGUGAACAACGUCAGCCAGUCGCCCAACGACAAUUCCAUCCUCGCUCAAGCUCUUUCCACUGCAAGCAGUCCGGGAAGACUCGGAUGUACCAGGGUUUGGAGGGGUUACAUGGUCAAUAAUGACGCUGCCAACCUUUGGGAAGACUAUUACCUUGACAUGACCACUUCUAUGGCCUCUGAGUGGCUCAUGUAG